This is a messenger RNA of Fimicolochytrium jonesii, 1521 nucleotides long. RefSeq names its product ribonuclease CAF1. The transcript has 5 exons. Bases 1 to 1521 code for a protein of 506 amino acids. Gene Ontology annotation, biological process: snRNA 3'-end processing. Gene Ontology annotation, cellular component: Cajal body; cytoplasm. Gene Ontology annotation, molecular function: 3'-5'-RNA exonuclease activity; snRNA binding; metal ion binding. NCBI's taxonomy places the organism in Eukaryota, Fungi, Chytridiomycota, Chytridiomycetes, Spizellomycetales, Powellomycetaceae. The record is from RefSeq and is a predicted model, not a curated record.
AUGGCAACUACCGUCCUCCCAAAGCCGGAGGUCAAGGUCCCGUCCUUCAACGAAGUUAGUCGCCAUAAUAUUAUAGGUCUGCAAACUCAGAUACGCAGUACGCUCGACAAGGCCCACCACGUCGCCAUAGACUGUGAAUUCACAGGGCUGGGAAGUACUAAGAACACUAGAGCUACAAACAUAGAAGAGCGAUAUGCGGCACUCGUGGACGUGGCAUCCAACCAUGCAAUGGUAUCCUUUGGACUGUCCGUCUUUGAGGCAACCGACCCUGCGCCGCGGAUACCCGACUCCCAAAAAACGAGCGUAGAAUAUGCAUACAAAGUGCAUAACUUCAAUUUCUUAAUGUUGAAGAGCACGAUGUUUAGCGUCUCGCCGGAUAGCGCCAUCUUUCUUGUCGACAAUGGAUUUGACUUCAACAAACAAUAUCGCGACGGCAUCUUCUUUACUGCUGGGAAUGAUCCCAUUGUCGAGGUAACACAUGCAGACACAAACCAGAUCAUGCGCAACAUCUUUCUCCACAUCAUAACGCGCAACGUGCCCAUCGUGGUCCACAACGGCUUGCUGGACUUGCUUUUCAUAUACCACUCGUUGUACGCAGAAUUACCCAAAACACUGGAGGUCUUCGUCGCCGACCUCUCGGAUAUGUUUCCAGCUGGCAUCUACGACACCAAGUACGUGUCGGACUAUGUGACAAAGGAGAAGGCCAGUUUCCUCGCGUAUCUGUUUCGGAAGUACGAGCGCGAACAAGCAGCUGCGAAGAUCGAGGGCAAAAGCGCACAUGUAACCUGUGCAAUAGAAGACAGGAUGUCGGUGGUUGAGGAGAAGUGGCGGCCGCCUCCAUCCGGCAAGCGAAAGAAGAAGAUGUAUCCCGAGACGGGGAAGCCAUUCUGCGAGCAAUACGCGGCGCAUGGAUAUUGUAACCGCGGCCGGUACUGCACAAAAAGCCACGACCUAGAUCUCAUCCUGGACUACGAGCUGGGAGUGAUCUCGCCAACCAGCAAGAAACGCCGGCACUCGGAUAGCCCCGGCCUUGGCCCAGACGCCGAGGCUCCGUCCCAGAACGGCAUAACCGAUUCAGCGCCAAAGACUCCAGCAGCUAUCACAGGGGCAAAGUCAAUGACUGCCUGCAAAAACCAACAAGUCGCCUUCACCUCCAGCGACACCAAUACACCCACAUCCGCCCCAACUCCUACCUCCUUCCCCUCCAGCACACCUCAACCACCCGCCGUCACACCCGACGGCACCCUCUUCGAAAAGUACCACUCGGCCUGCUUCGACGCCUACAUGACGGGCUUCAUAUUCGCGCGGCAGAUCCUCACACACACGCCCCCGCCCGCGAACAAGAUGGAACUCGCAAACAAGCUGUACCUUAUGGGCAAGUCGAUGCCUCUGCUCGUGCAGAAGAGCGCGUUUGCGAAAUUGAGCCCUGCGCAUUUGGCGAAGAAGGAUAAGGUGCUGUUGGCGCAGUGUGAGCCUAGGGGGCGGGCGGUCGUUGAGGGUGGCGUAGCCGGCGCUUUGUAG